Brienomyrus brachyistius is the source of this 1464-nucleotide messenger RNA. RefSeq lists its product as uncharacterized. The record is from RefSeq and is a predicted model, not a curated record. The coding region runs from base 1 to 741 and encodes 246 amino acids. Gene Ontology annotation, molecular function: zinc ion binding. The transcript has 2 exons. NCBI's taxonomy places the organism in Eukaryota, Metazoa, Chordata, Actinopteri, Osteoglossiformes, Mormyridae.
AUGGCUGAAGACAGAAUUGCAGUGGAUGUAAACGAGUUCAGCUGUGCAAUCUGUCUGGAUCUACUAAAGGAUCCAGUGGCUAUUCCCUGUGGACACAGUUACUGUAUGAGCUGCAUUAAGAGCUGCUGGGAUCAGGAAGAUCAUGUUGGAGUUUACAGCUGCCCCCAGUGCAGACAGACCUUCAUACCCAGACCUGUUCUGAACAGAAACACCAUACUGGCUGAAGUGGUGGAGAAACUGAAGAAGACUGGACUACAAGCAGCUACUCCUGCUGACCAGUAUGCUGGACCUGGAGAUGUGGAGUGUGACGUCUGUACUGGGAGAAAACACAAAGCUGUCAAGUCCUGCCUGGUGUGUCUGGCCUCCUACUGUGAAACUGACCUGCAGCUUCACAACAAACUCCACCAUGCAAAACAGCACAAGCUCAUUGAUGCCACCGGCCAUCUGAAGGACAAGGUCUGUUCCCACCAUGACAAACCCCUGGAGGUCUACUGCUGUACCGACCAGCAGUGUAUCUGUUAUCUCUGUACGAUGGAUGAACACAGAGGCCAUGAUACAGUCUCAGCUGCUACAGGAAGGGUGGAGAUACAGCUCCGAGUUCCGACCUCCGAGGUAAAUGGACUCAGCAUAAGAGUAGUGGCUCCAUCACCUCAGAAACAGCCACCGUCCUGGGAUUUUAAUUUCACACACUUCAGUGUGAUAACAGAGUGUGAUAGUUCUGGGCAGCCUGUGGCUGAGUGAGCUAAGCCUCUCUGCCUAUGAUCAGAAGAUUGCCAGUUCAAGCCUGGCCUUGGUACAUCUGGGGGUCCAUGAGCAAGAUCAUUAACCCCCAGCUCUCCGGGUGCUGCUAUAGGUGGCUGCCCUUUGCAGUCAGCUGGCUCUCACCGACAGAGUGCCAGUUGUUGGGGGGGGGGAGUUUAAAGAACUGUUUAAAGAAAAAAGAAUAAAUUUGUAUUUUUAUAGUGUAUUUUCACAACAUUACAUUGUCUCAAAGCGCUUUACAUUAUCUCUGCUCAAAGUCCCCAGAGAGACAGUCAGAGGUGACAGUGGCAAGGAGAAACAUAGGAAGAGACCUUGGGAGGAGCCAGACUUAAAGGGGGAGCUCGUCCUCCAGGGGGCUGGCAGAGAGUCAAAUGAUAAAGAUGGCAAAAUCCUAAUUUAUAAAGCAUAAAUUUUAAACGUGGGGUGGUGCAGUGGUUAGCACUGUUGCCUCACACCUCUGGGACCCGGGUUCGAGUCUCCGCCUGGGUCACAUGUGUGUGGAGUUUGCAUAUUCUCCCCAUGUUGUCGUGGGGUUUCCUCUGGGUACUCCGGUUUCCCCCCACAGUCUAAAAACAUGCUGAGGCUAAUUGGAGUUGCUAAAUUGCCCGUAGGAGUGCAUGUGUGAGUGACUGGCGUGUGAGUGUGCCCUGCGAUGGGCUGGCCCCCUGUCCUGGGUUGUUCCCUGCCUCGUGCCCAUUGAUU